This is a messenger RNA of Mytilus trossulus (common blue mussel), 1077 nucleotides long. Its product is annotated as transcriptional adapter 1-like. Gene Ontology annotation, cellular component: SAGA complex. Lineage: Eukaryota; Metazoa; Mollusca; Bivalvia; Mytilida; Mytilidae. The transcript is spliced from 10 exons. Bases 55 to 1053 code for a protein of 332 amino acids. Gene Ontology annotation, molecular function: transcription coactivator activity. Gene Ontology annotation, biological process: regulation of transcription by RNA polymerase II. The record is from RefSeq and is a predicted model, not a curated record.
UGGAAUUAAAGAAAAAUAAACAAAGAGAAGUUAACUGAAUCAGCUUCCGUUAAAAUGUCUGGGAGUUUGGAUUUGAGCUCUGCUAGAAAACAACUUCAAGACACUCUUGGUGAUGAUAUGACAGCAUAUCUACAGAAUUUAAAGUUAUGGUUUAAACAAAAGAUUUCCAAAGAAGAUUUUGAUCUGGAAGCCAGAAAGUUACUGACAGAAAAUACAGUUCAUCUCCAUAAUGAGUUCCUGUUGGCCAUUAUGUCAAGAUGUCAGAGUUUAAGUACUUCAUUAGUUCCAAGGGAGAGCAGCGUAUCUGGACGUGUUUCUGAGCAAUCACGAAUUAAACAAAAAAGUAAAUUACGGAGAAAAUCUACCAGUUCUAGGAGUACAUUACAGAAAUUUGUUCCUUCCAAUCCAGUUAACUUUGCACCACUAGCAACGUAUAAAGGGGGUGAAGAAAUAAAUUUUGCCACAAGAGAAUUAGCUGUGCCAGAUAUAUCUAUGGUCCAAGGUAGAAUGUUAGUGUGUGCCUGGGAAACAGGGUUAGAGGAUGUAUCAGAUACAGCAGUCAAACUUAUAAUGCAUGCAAUAGAGAACCAAUUAAAGAAUAUAAUAUCACAGGUAUUAUCUAAAAGAAGUGGAUACAAAGUGAGAGAGAAGAAAUUUAAAUAUGCCAUGGGAACACAAGUAUUAAAUCCUUACCUAAGACAUACCUCUCAGAUAGACGACACCUCAACAGAAAGUGAGGCCACAUCAAUUACAGCAAAUGCCCUCCACAUACCCUGUCGUAAGCCUCCUUUUGAUAUUGGUAGUGCCCAGGCUGCAGAACAGUUAUCAACAGCACAAUUUCCUGCCAGUAAAGGGCCAGUAACUCUGUUUGAAUUGCUGGAAACAUUACAGCUGUACAGAAGUUCUAUAGCAUCCCACUCUGUAUAUGCCCCAGCCAUAGAAAGAGUUAUCCACAAACUGUGGCAUCCAAGUCGAGAGGAGAUAAACCAAGAACAUAUUCAUCAUCAAGAAGUGACAAUAAAACAAUUACACAGUCAAUCUGUUAUCAGAUAACACUAAUAAACCAUCAUUUCACUU